AUGUCAACAAUACCUACAUUUAAAUGCGUCCUUCUUGAUAUUGAAGGAACAACUACACCAAUUUCAUUUGUACACGAUCAAUUAUUUCCAUAUGUUACAAAUAAUUUGGAAAAUUUCUUGAAUAAAAAUUGGAAUUCAACAGAAUUACAACAAAAAAUUCAAUUAUUAAGGGAACAAGCGAUAAAAGAUGUAAAUGAUAAUAAUUUACCUGAUUCGGUUUUAAUCCCGGAAUCAAAAGAAAUUAAUGAAAUUAAACAUUUCAUUAUAAAAAAUAUUAAAUGGCAAAUGGAAAUUGAUCGAAAGAUAGGAUCACUUAAAUCAUUUCAAGGAUUUAUGUGGGAAUCUGGUUUUGAAUCAGGGGAAUUAAAAGGAGAAAUUUUUGAUGAUGUAUUGGAAGCAUUUAAAAGAUGGAAAGGAAUAAUUCAAAUUUUUAUUUAUUCAUCUGGUAGUAUUAAUGCACAAAAGUUAAUAUUUAAGAAUUCGGAUAAAGGUGAUUUGUCAAGUUACAUUGAUGGUUAUUUUGAUACUACCAUUGGUUCAAAACUUGAAAAAUCUAGUUAUAUAAAUAUCGCUAAAGAAAUUAAAGUCGAACCUAAUGAAAUUUUGUUUCUUAGUGAUAAUGUUAAGGAAAUUGUUGCUGCAAGAUCUGCUGGUUAUCAGACAGCUAUUAUGGAACGUAAAGGUAAUUCUCCUUUAUCCGAUGAUGAUCGUAAAAAUAAUAUUAUUCUUUCGGAUUUCCUUCAAAUAUUUUCUCAUGCUACUUUUUAA
This is a messenger RNA of Funneliformis geosporum, 768 nucleotides long. Lineage: Eukaryota; Fungi; Glomeromycota; Glomeromycetes; Glomerales; Glomeraceae. The record is from the annotation of a GenBank genome assembly.